This is a messenger RNA of Pseudogymnoascus verrucosus, 546 nucleotides long. RefSeq lists its product as uncharacterized. NCBI's taxonomy places the organism in Eukaryota, Fungi, Ascomycota, Leotiomycetes, Thelebolales, Thelebolaceae. The coding region runs from base 82 to 546 and encodes 154 amino acids. The record is from RefSeq and is a predicted model, not a curated record. The transcript is spliced from 3 exons.
CAUCCAAACCUUCACCUCACAGUAUCUAUAUCCUACAAUUAGCCAUUCCAAAUCCCCUCCAUAACCCCCCAAGGUGCAAGAAUGUCCCAACCCACAAACACAAAACUAAUGGACACCUCUCCCGGCGGCGAAUCAUUCAACCAAUACGAUGAAGCCACUGUCUUCACCUCACCCAACACCGAGCAGAAGCCUAAUUUCGGCGACGACGCCAUCCCCCCCCGCGGCCCCGCCCUCUCCGCCCAACAGAAAACCGCGCGCGAGCGGAAGGAUCAUAGAGACCAGAAUAGACGGUACGAAGAAGCGAUCAGCGAGCACGGGUUUGGGGGCACAACUAUGGGGACUACUCACACCACUACCAGCACCAGGCCCCGGAGGGGGAGUGUCGAUGAUAAUGGUGAGAGCGGUGUUAAUAUUACCGCCACAAGGGAGGAACAACAGCAGCAGCGGAGGCAUUCAAGCUACGAGACGAGUCCUGAGGUAGAGGAGAAGGAGGUGAGGGAUCGGAAGAGGCAGGGGUAUGGGGAAGGUAGUGGGGUGGGGGGUUAG